UUGUUUGAAAUAAAGGAACCUCCAUUAACAAGUCUAGUAGAGAAUGAAGCGACGAUGAUAAAGAACCAAACAAUGGCAAUUGUUUUUGUAUGUUUUUGUUUGAGCACUCAUCCUUUUCCUACCCAUGCAAGGAACAGUGGAAAGCAAAACCUGAACCCAAAGCUUAUCCUAACUAAAAAGAAUCACUUCAUGCAAACCAUUAAGUCAUCCUUCCCUCUUCUCCUAUAUAAACAUUCUCCUACUUCCAAUUCACCCUUCACUAACCAAUCUCAUACGUCAAUUCUAAACCCAUAAUAAACUUCAACAACAAAAACAACCCACCAUGUCGUUGAGUCCUCCCAGAGAGAGAAACAACGGCAAUGGCAGAAGGCGAGAGAGGCCAACGUUCCAGAUGUACUGGUGCUUCCAGUGCAAUCGCAUGGUCCGCGUCGCAGUGGAUACCAACAACCCCUCAGACGUCACGUGUCCGCGAUGCUUCGGACAAUUCAUAUGCGAAGUAAACGUGCCGCGCCCAAGACUCAUCGUCGAUUUCACUACCCCAGACCCUUCCCCAGAAGCGCGUUUGCUCGAAGCGCUUUCCCUCAUGAUGGACCCACCCAUACGCCGCUUCCCGGGUCUCCUUCAACCCGAACCCGAAGAGGUCCCCGUGCACCAUCACCGCCGCCGUCGCUUACGCCGCCGCCAACCCGAACCCGAACCCGUCCCUGAACCCCCACACCCCCGCCCUCGCACGUGGAUCGUAUUCCAGCCCAAUGACCAACCCAACCCCUUCCUGCCCAUUAACAACAUUCACAACCGCCCCGGCCCAGGCCCAUUCCCAUUCCCGCUCCCGCGCACCGUGGACACGCGCGACUAUUUCUUGGGACCUGGACUCAACGAACUCAUCGAACAGAUAACCGAGAACGACAGACAGGGUCCCGCACCGGCGCCGGAGAGAGCCAUCGACGCUAUUCCGACGGUGAAAAUUGCGAGCGCGCAUCUUAAGGAGAAUUCUAAGUGUCCAGUUUGUCAGGAGGAAUUCGAGGUUGGCGGAGAAGCGAGGGAACUUGCGUGCAAACAUAUAUAUCACUCGGAUUGCAUUGUUCCGUGGCUGAGGCUUCACAAUUCUUGCCCUGUGUGCCGUCACGAGGUUCCUGUGCCGUCUUCUUCAUCGGAGGAGGAUGAGUGUAUUGAUGUGAGCGGAGAUGAAGGUAGGUUGCGGAGGUGUUUGAGGUGGACCCGUCGUUUUACUUCGGUUUGGCCUUUCAAUUCAAGGUAUCGACGGGUUCACCCUCAAGGAAAUAAUAAUGUUGCUGCUGCUUCUUCCAGGGGAUAUUUUGCAUCUGACAGUCCUACACUCUCUGGCGCAGCUAGAAGGCAACCCUCUUGCUGCAUUCUUUAAGCUCUUCAAUUAUUUACAUCCAAGGCUGAUGAACUGGUUAGGGUUGCAUCUUCUAAAGCCACUAAACAACAUGCCAUGAUCACCAGGUAACAUGGGCUUGCGAUUCAAAAAUAAAGUAAAAUGGCCCUCAAGCUUCAUUCAAAUUGAAAAUUAGAUUCAUCACCACAUACUACGACGUUGAGAUGCGUAUGAUACUGCCACUGUAAAUAUUAUUUGUUAUUGGCAAAGACAAUUAUCACAACACAACUGGAAGACUUUUUUUAUAAGAAAAAAAAUAUUACAAAUGCUACCUAUCUAAUAAAUUUAUGGUUAUCUGA
Molecule: messenger RNA, 1698 nt
Organism: Vigna unguiculata (cowpea)
Lineage: Eukaryota; Viridiplantae; Streptophyta; Magnoliopsida; Fabales; Fabaceae
Product: RING/U-box superfamily protein
Biological process (GO): protein ubiquitination
Cellular component (GO): cytoplasm
Molecular function (GO): ubiquitin protein ligase activity
Source: RefSeq, a predicted model, not a curated record